Molecule: messenger RNA, 1987 nt
Organism: Silurus meridionalis
Lineage: Eukaryota; Metazoa; Chordata; Actinopteri; Siluriformes; Siluridae
Exons: 5
Coding region: 471-1976 (501 amino acids)
Biological process (GO): base-excision repair
Cellular component (GO): nucleus
Molecular function (GO): double-stranded DNA 3'-5' DNA exonuclease activity; DNA-(apurinic or apyrimidinic site) endonuclease activity; phosphoric diester hydrolase activity
Source: RefSeq, a predicted model, not a curated record
CUGUAACUAAUUUGCCUGUGAUGUAUUUUUGUGUAAAAUGCUUCAGUUCUUUUCAAGUACAAAUGACCUUUUUCAUUGGAUACACUUCUUAAUUUUUACUAGAUGCACAUCAUUUCUGCAACCAGCUGAAUGUACAAGUACCCCCAGACAUCUGCAUCAGCCAAUCAAGAGGCAGCAGCACAAUGCAGAAAAGAUUCAAAUACACCUUGCUGGUGAGAAGGAUCUGAGAAGAAGAGCAGACAAGCAUCCCAGAAGGCAGAGCACAUCAAACCUUGAAGUGGAUGGGCUACAACUGCAGAAGACCACAGUGGAUUUUACUCUUGUCAGCCAAAAAAUAAGAAUCUAAGGUUACCACAGGAGUUCAAAAGUCAAACCAGGCUUUCUGCUACCAACAUAACGUUUCAACCUUCCAGUGCUUGAUAUAAACAUCACCUAAAGGUCUUGACAUGCAUGUGGAUUAAUGUUCCACAAUGCUGUCACGAUUAUAUACAACUCUCCGUUUCGUCACCUGGAAUGUUCGUGGGGUUAAAAGCACGAGGGACUUGCCAAAAAAGUUUUCAAAUUUGUUGAGCAGCCUAAAUAACCUUCAGGCUGAUGUUGCCUUCAUACAAGAGACACACAUUGGGCCAAAGUGUUAUAAAAUACUGGAAGAUGAGACAGAAAAAGACUGGAAAAUCUUCUACACUGUGCACAGCUCCCACAGCAAAGGAGUCGCCAUACUGAUAAAAGACAAAGUGCCAUUUAAGUACAUAUGCCAUGAUGAGGAUUACGGUGGAGGUUAUAUUGUGCUCUUUUGUCAUCUGCAUGGUGAACUCUAUACUCUUGUUAAUGUGUAUAAUCAUAGAAAAGACAAAAAUGUCUUGGGUAGACUGAAAGAGUACUUGAUGGAAACAGCUGAGGGUGUCCUAUUGGUUGGUGGUGAUUUCAACACCGUUUUGCACCCCAUCUUAGAUCGGCAACCUUCUUCUUCAAAGAAUUCACAAUUGACAUCAAUAUUAGAAGAUUUUACUGUAUCUCUGAAUCUUAGAGAUAGCUGGUCAUCCUUACGUGCCACUGAGAAGGGAUUCACACGAUGUCAGAGUGAGUGUCACUCCAGGCUAGACAUGAUUUUUAUGGCGGAGGACAAAAUUGAAGAAGGGUAUAAAAUCAAGGUACAUAAUAAUGAUAUUUCUGACCACAAACCCGUUGUUCUACAUGUCAGGGUUCAAAAGCAGUCCCAAAAUAAAAUACCAAUUGUUGCAUCAAUGCUAAAAGAACUUAGAUUUGAUCCUGACAGGAGACCAGGGAAAAUAAAUGGGGCUGAAGUACUAAGUGCCAUCAAGUCCUUGACUGAUUCAGAAAAACAAAGAUGUAACAAGUUGGAAAUAAAUUAUUACAAAAGAUUUCAAUGUCCAAAGACAGAAAUAUUAAAGCUGGAAUAUAACCGCAUUGUAAAAAACAAACGCAUUCCUGAAGAUUUCAUAGAAUCUCAUCUUUCAGGUGACAGAAAAGUUAGUGUGGACUAUUUAAUAUUCUCUCGCAUUCUGGCUAAACGCCUUAGUGCUUUUAUUGUUCCUCCCAUUAAGAGAAUUGGGAAAGCAAAUCUGGACACCCUGCUUAUUGUAACCUGCAAGAUCUGCACACCAAAUAUCAAGUGGUCUUUCCUCGAACAAAGUCUUAGGAAUCUGAAGCAGAUCCCUUCUACACCACCACCUGAUUUUAGCAUUCUGGAAUUCCUUCUUCCUGAAGUCCAAGGCUCCUUGGGGAACCUCAGAGAUUUGCAGCCUGGCUGUCCAUUUACCAACAUUGUCCUCAGUCUGGCUCUGACACAGCUAGAAGAUCUGAUUCUCAAAACUGAGACCCAGUGCAGAACCAUUGUUUGUUAUCAAAGACAGACUCUGUUCAUACAUGUACACCCAAGCAAACAUCAAAAAGUUCUUCAGAUAGCAGAGGGUUUCAAAAAAGAUUCAGGGAUUAAUAUAAAAAUGACUAUGUAAAUCCUUUUAUU